This is a messenger RNA of Coccidioides immitis RS, 2740 nucleotides long. RefSeq lists its product as uncharacterized. Lineage: Eukaryota; Fungi; Ascomycota; Eurotiomycetes; Onygenales; Onygenaceae. The transcript is spliced from 2 exons. Gene Ontology annotation, biological process: regulation of chromosome condensation. Bases 1 to 2688 code for a protein of 895 amino acids. The record is from RefSeq and is a predicted model, not a curated record.
AUGCAAGCCGAUAUUGCGUCCAUGGAAUUUUCCUCUGGGCGAAAGCUGAAGACCUACAGACGGGCCUCACGAAACAUCGUGCGCAGUCCGUUCCAGCGCACCCCGCCUGAGCGCUUCGAUCAGGAUACGUCUCCUACGCCGAAAGACGUCGGAAUUUCUAGGAGGGAUAUUGAAACACCGCGCAAGGCACUACGCAGAGGAAACUCAGAAACAACGAAAAAGGUGGAAAGGCCUCGACUGACAGUUCCGAAAAUUGAGGGCAGCAUCUACGAUAUCCCCUCGUCAGACGAUGACACGCAGAAUAGGUCUGGACGCGAGCGCAAGCGCAGGAGGUUGGAGACUCCAACAGCUCUGUGCAAGUUCUCACAGGUUGAUCGCACCGCUCUAGUAGAAUCGCGAGAACGACCACAACAGGUUCAAAUAGACAAGCCAUUGGAACCACAGAGUAGUGCGGUUAAAAGGGCCAGGCAUACUGUCGCAGAGAAAUCUCCUCGGGUAGGAGUUGUCAUUCGAUCACCUCCCUCAGCCAAAGCAAACGGUACCAAUCAAUUUGAUCAUGACCAGAGAACGUUGCCAGGUAAAAAGCCCCUUUCGCUCGGGUCGCCAAGCAAACAACCUUUGUCUGCUGGUUCAUGGAGUCAUCGUUUCCGUCAUGACCCAGGUUCGAGGCCAGGGCCCAUGAACCCAGCCGCCUCAGUGCCUGCAAACCAGCCUGUUAGGCCCAGUCUCUCGCGGAGUCCAUCUCAGAAACUCAAGGAAAUGACGCAGCAUUUGUCUACUGAAUCGUAUGUUAAGACUCCUCUCAAGCGGUCCCUAACCAGUGAAAAGGAAGGGUCAAUUGCCGGGACCCCGCGAACUUCGUCCCGCUUGAGGUUGAUAGACGCGCUAAAUACCGGUGAUAUGGAGGAUACGGAAAGUUCCAGUGACCCGGAUACCGUUCGAUCAGAUCUAUCUCAUCGUUCGAGGACUAAUUCCCGAGCCUCCUCCAGGGGGCCGCCAACGAAAGACCCCGUUUCAACCAAUACCUUUCCAUCCGUUAACCCUCGUCGGCGGCGACCAGAAAUCUCAAACCAGCUACAACAAAAUAUUUCGAGAGUAACCUAUGCGCGACAAAGGUCUUUUCGUACAGAGGGCGAUAUGGACACCAAUAUGUCGGGGAUGAAUGAUAUGAAACCUACGUCCGCGUCAAAAGCCGACCCGUUGUUAUUCGAUAUUGGCACGAGCUUAUUGCCUCCGAAACUAGUUCCGAACUUACAAGAACCCGAUGACAACAACGAUACCGGCCCCGGGAUGGUUAGAAGCAUUUACGAGCUUCGACGAGCAGGUGGCAACGCGAGGUACCAGGCGGUCAUCGAGUCUAUCUUUGAAGAUCUCGAGGAGAAAACAGCCUCAAACUCGAGAAAACGCAGCGGGUUUUUUCAGUUGUGUUCGAAACUCGUAGAUACCGAGUUUUCACGUCGCUUUAUCAGCAAUUCCUUGGAAAAGAGGCUUUCUGAAUGCACCGUUAAUGAACCCGAUAUGAUUUGCACAUAUCUCACUGUGUGCAUUUAUACACUACUUCUUGCGUCUGGGCCUACUUCUCCAGCUCUGCAGACUUGCUUUACGCAGAUAUUGGACGCCGCUCCCUCUCUUCUUCCCGAAGAACGGGAUAUACUACAGCUAAUCAAGCUUCGUAACUUUAACAUGUCAAAGGCAGGCCAAUCUAGUCUACGAGAUCUUUGCGUGCAGCUUCGCGAAAACAAACUAUGGUCAGAAUUACCUCCCGCGAGGCUUUCACCACAGAACCUAGAGUUACGAUCGCUAGAGCUAGCGGUGCGCAAAGUUCGAGAAGCUGGUGAUCGAACGGCGACAGUUUCGAACCCUGUCCUUGCGCAGAUAGUGGACCUUCUUCUUCAACAUUCACGGGAGGGCGCCAAUAGCGAUCUUUUCGUUCUCGAGAUGGCAUUUUCAAUUUUGGAGUCUUAUACCGUUGGCCUACCGUCUUUGGACAGCGAGCAGGAAAGAAUUCUAAAGCGUCUCUCGCGAAUGGGCUUGCUCCUAGCACAGCUAAUCGAUAGAUCUGAUGCGGCGAGCCGGCAAAUCCAGAUACUGCAGAUUCGUCUCAUCCUUAACAUUACAAACAACAAUCCAGCUCUCUGCGAAAACUUUGCAACGCCUGAUUUGGUUGGUGCACUGGCCCGACUUGUUUUGUCCAACUUCGGGACAGUAGCGGAAGAUUUGGCUAGUGAUAAGAAAGAAUCGCUGUUGGAUACAGUGAUUCUUGCACUUGGAACGUUGAUCAACUUGACCGAAUGGAGCAGCAGGUCCAGGGGACUAUUUUUGCAGAUGAAGCAUGGUCCUGCGAUUCUGGUUGACCGUCUCAUGGAGUUGUUCAUUGGUGGACUAGAGACAGUCUCAGAAGCUGACUCCGUUGUCCAAACACACUCCAACGUUGCUUUUGGCUAUCUAUCCGUGCUCCUCAGCACUUUAUGCCUUGACGAUGAAGUGCGGACCCAAGUGCGCAGGAAGAUGCGCGGCAAUAACCUCAGCCGUCUUCUUGCCAUCGUGGAGGAGUUUCUACACUACUACCGAAAGGUCGAGGAGGAACUGAAGGAUCCUGUUUUGGAAGAGGAUGCUAUGGCGGGGUUCACGUCUCGACUUCAGAGUAUUGUUGACCGGAUCCGUGAGGCGGAAGGAUUGAGGAGGUAACCAGGAUGGGCGUUUUGAUGGUUGGUCACGCCGUGUAUGGAUGGUUAGAUCA